This is a messenger RNA of Pristis pectinata (smalltooth sawfish), 430 nucleotides long. RefSeq names its product NADH dehydrogenase [ubiquinone] 1 beta subcomplex subunit 1-like. Gene Ontology annotation, cellular component: mitochondrion. The coding region runs from base 150 to 323 and encodes 57 amino acids. The record is from RefSeq and is a predicted model, not a curated record. Lineage: Eukaryota; Metazoa; Chordata; Chondrichthyes; Rhinopristiformes; Pristidae. The transcript has 3 exons.
GAUGUGUCAAUGUCUGUAUGAUAUUCACUAUCCUCCCCCCACCAUAGUAAAGUGAUCCGUUUCCCUUUGCUCCGGAAGUAGUUGUAGUCCCCCCUCCCCCCCGUGUCCUCGGUUGAUCGAGAGGGGACAUUCGGCCCGUCACCGGCACAAUGAACCUGAUUGGUAUUGUACGUGAUCACUGGUAUAAUAUCCUUGUCCCUUUGGGUUUUGUAUUGGGAUGUUAUCUUGACAGAAGGAAUGAUGAAAAGCUUACAGCAUUCAGAAACAAAAGCUUACUGUAUCAACGGGAACUGAAACCAGGUGAAGAAACCACAUGGAAAUGAGAGUCAAAUGCUUUGCUGAGAAAAUGAGCAUUAAAAUUCUCACCACAACAGUUUUAGUCUUGUUGAAUUUUCAAUUAAGAAUUGAAUUAAAUUAUAUUUAAAAAUGC